Lycium barbarum (goji berry) is the source of this 2622-nucleotide messenger RNA. RefSeq names its product glyoxysomal fatty acid beta-oxidation multifunctional protein MFP-a-like. The record is from RefSeq and is a predicted model, not a curated record. Lineage: Eukaryota; Viridiplantae; Streptophyta; Magnoliopsida; Solanales; Solanaceae. Bases 126 to 2306 code for a protein of 726 amino acids. Gene Ontology annotation, cellular component: peroxisome. Gene Ontology annotation, molecular function: NAD+ binding; (3S)-3-hydroxyacyl-CoA dehydrogenase (NAD+) activity. The transcript is spliced from 18 exons. Gene Ontology annotation, biological process: fatty acid beta-oxidation.
CUUCACGAUACCACCUCUCCUCUCCCAUAAUAAAUAUCACUUCUCUUUUCAAAAAUCCUAUUUUUUCUCCGAUCACUCCCUCAAUUUCAUCAUAAUUUUCAGUUUCAGAACCAAAAAAAUAGAAAAUGAGCAGUAGCAAUCCAAAAGGAAGAACUACAAUUGAAGUUGGAAGUGAUGGAGUUGCAAUCAUUACAAUUAUUAAUCCUCCUGUUAAUUCUCUUGCCUUAGAUGUGCUGUACAGCCUGAAAGAGAGCUACGAGCAGGCCUUAAGAAGGGAUGAUGUGAAAGCAAUUGUUGUGACAGGUGCUAAUGGCAAGUUCUCUGGUGGUUUUGAUAUCAGUGCUUUCGGUAAACUGCAGGGAGGAACAGUCGAAUCACCAAAGCCUGGGUUUAUAUCAGUGGAGAUUCUCACUGACACCGUUGAAGCUGCAAGAAAACCUUCUGUGGCGGCAAUUGAUGGUCUCGCUCUAGGUGGAGGACUAGAAGUUGCAAUGGCUUGUCAUGCACGAAUUUCUACUCCCAAUGCACAACUUGGAUUGCCAGAACUUCAACUUGGUAUACUUCCUGGAUUUGGAGGUACUCAGCGGCUGCCCCGCCUCGUGGGUCUUGCUAAGUCCCUCGAAAUGAUGCUAACAUCAAAGCCUGUUAAAGGAGAGGAAGCUGUUAAUCUGGGCCUUGUUGAUGCUGUAGUUCCAUCAAACCAGUUAUUGGAUACUGCUCGUAAGUGGGCUCUUGAUAUUUUGGAGUGCAGAAAACCUUGGGUUGCCAGUCUUCACAAAACUGACAAGAUAGAGCCUCUUGGUGAGGCAAGGGAAAUAUUAAAGUUUGCAAGAGUUCAAACGCGCAGACAGGCUCCAAACCUCCAACAUCCCUUAGUCGUCAUUGAUGUUGUUGAAGAGGGUAUAGUGUCUGGUCCACGUGCUGGGCUUUGGAAGGAGGCUGAAGCAUUCCAAAGUCUUCUACAUUCUGACACUUGCAAGGCCUUGGUCAACGUUUUCUUUGCUCAGCGUGGAACCACAAAGGUACCAGGGGUGACUGAUUUAGGGCUAAAACCACGGCGCAUAAAAAAGGUCGCAAUUCUUGGGGGUGGUUUAAUGGGUUCUGGAAUUGCAACUGCACUGCUUCUUAGUAACUACCCUGUGAUCUUGAAAGAAGUUAAUGACAAAUUCCUACAGGCUGGGUUGGGUAGAGUAAAAGCCAAUUUGCAAAGCAGUGUCAAGAAAGGGAAAAUGAGUCAAGAGAAGUUUGAAAAAACUCUCUCCCUACUCAAGGGUGUUCUGGAUUAUGAAAGUUUUAGAGAUGUGGACAUGGUCAUUGAGGCCGUCAUCGAGAAUGUAUCUCUUAAGCAGCAAAUAUUUGCAGAUCUUGAGAAGUAUUGCCCUCCACAUUGCAUUCUAGCAAGUAACACUUCUACGAUUGACUUGGAUUUGAUUGGGGAAAAGACCAAAUCUCAAGAUCGUAUUGUUGGAGCUCACUUUUUCAGUCCGGCUCAUGUGAUGCCAUUGUUGGAAAUCGUCCGCACCCAAAAGACAUCGCCCCAAGUAAUCGUAGACUUGCUUGAUGUUGGCAAGAAGAUAAGGAAAACCCCUGUGGUAGUUGGGAACUGCACUGGUUUUGCUGUCAACAGAAUGUUCUUUCCUUACACCCAAGCUGCUCUUUUGCUAGUUGAACGUGGAACAGAUGUCUACCGCAUAGAUAGGGUCAUUACUAAAUUUGGCAUGCCAAUGGGCCCCUUCAGAUUAUGUGAUCUUGUUGGUUUUGGUGUUGCAAUUGCCACUGGAGGGCAAUUUGUGAUGAAUUUCCCGGAGAGAACUUACAAAUCAAUGUUGAUACCGCUCAUGCAAGAAGAUAAAAGAGCUGGUGAAGCUACUCGGAAAGGGUUCUAUGUAUAUGACGACAGACGUAAAGCGACCCCAGAUCCAGAAAUAAAGAAAUACAUUGAGAAGGCAAGAGAGAUGUCUGGUGUUACCAUCGACCCUAAGCUGGCCAAACUCUCGGACAAGGAUAUUGUAGAGAUGAUUUUCUUCCCUGUGGUAAAUGAAGCCUGCAGAGUGCUUGCAGAAGGCAUAGCGGUUAAAGCUUCUGAUCUUGACAUUUCUGCUAUUAUGGGCAUGGGAUUCCCUCCUUACAGGGGAGGGAUCAUAUUCUGGGCAGACACUCUUGGAUCCAAAUACAUCUGUUCAAGAUUGGAAGAGUGGUCAAGAAUGUAUGGAGACUUUUUCAAGCCGUGUUCCUACCUAGCUGAAAGAGCUGCCAAGGGGACUCCUCUGAGUUCUACAAUGGAUGCAGCCAAGUCGCGCUUGUAAGAUCAGCAAUGCUUUUGAGCAUUCAUCAAGUUCGUCGCUUUGUUAUCUCCUCUCUCUGGUCAGUUAGGAGGAGUUGAUAAAGAAGAAUCAAUAAUGUAGAAAUGAAAAUGAAGAACUAGAUUAUUAUGUAACCUAAAAGCUUAGUUGUCUGGAAAUAAAAUGAGAGCAAAGUGAGAAUAUAAGACGAUUAUUUGUCCACCCGCGUUUGUUUUUUAUGCCUUCGAUAGUGAACUAAAAUUUUUAAUGUAUUGCUUCUGAAGGGGUCAAUUUUAUGGUCUGGUGUUCUCACAAGAAUCAAAUAUUUGUUUGUUGCUUC